GGGGUCCUAUUCCACCACUUUAUGUCUCUGUAACACCAAAAAAUUUCAACCUAUUUGGUUGAGUUUGGGACCUGCGGCGUUUGGCAAGGAGUAGUAUGGUCUUGGUUGAUGGGAUUGGAGGGUUUUCUUGUGUUUGGAGUGAUACUUUGGUGAAGGGAUGGAAGUAAUUGGAGAAAAAAUGGUAGAUGUUGUUGAAAUUGGAGAUUUGGAGUUUGAAAAUUCAAUACGGGUAAAUCUAGGUCGGUCGGUUAAACAUCUCACCGGGGAAGGAGUGGUUGAAUAGUUCCGAGAUGGCCUUCACCAUAUGUGCAAUAAUAGGUUCGGGUCGCUCUUGUUUUCUUUUCGGCAGUACGCUGUUAAUUGACUUUGCUUGUGUGUGUGAGAGAGAGUGUGUGCAAGUGUAGAGUGUGUGUGACGGAAAGAGAUGGCGUUUGGAGAUGAAGAGAGAGGUGGCGGAUAGUGGUGACGGUGAAGCUGGUGGUUGGGGCGUUGGAUUAUUGUUGAGUGCGGCGUAGAUUAUAUACCUUUAUAUGUUUAUAUGGAGUAUAUAUUUUAUUAAAUUUUAAUUCGUGAAAAAAAAAAAAUAUAUAUAUAUAUAUAUAUAUAUAUAAAUUAUUAAAUGUGAGGGUGAAGGUAUUUUUGCGUUUUUAUAAUAAAUUUUAACGGUGUCAAGAAGUCGAAUUUAUAGUAAUUUUUUUAAAAGUUUCAUGUACGGGUAAUAAGUCCAAAAUUUAGGGGAGGUCAGGUAAUUCACCCCUAAGCAUUGUCUGGCAACGUCCCUUCCGCUCCUCCGCCCCUCCUCCCGCUCUCUCUCUCUGAGACAAGGGAAGGCUGAUAAGAUCUCGAGAAACGACAGGUAUACUGCAAAAAUGGAUUCAUUCCACCAUUUAGGGGGCACCAGUGCCCUUAAUCAAUCAAAAGAGAGUAUCACUAGAACUCAGGCAAAAGAUGGAAGCAAGCAAAUGGGGUGUGAAGAAAAGAAGGCAGCAGUUCACGACGAAAUGAAAAGAAUGAACCGACUUCCUGCAAACAGCACGUAUGCAACUCAUCGAUUGCGGGUUCUCAACAAAAUUUUGCAACUUUUGUCCAUUCAGAGAACCACAUCACAGGAUGAGGAGUUGGAGUUGCUUUUUGCUGGGCUUUCUCUUUGAACAGAAAUCCAGAUUUUACAGGCUGUGCAACUAGAUUUUCUACUGAUAUUCUAAUUUUUCAGUUGAAAUUACUGCAUGCCAAAUCCAGGUUGUGUAUUCCAAACAAGCUUGGGGAAUCUAUUGGGCGAAAAGUUUUAUGGUGGUACAAUGUCGAAAAUGAACUAGUAUUUAGCUAAUGAAUACUAUGUGUAACACUCUGUGUAUAUGUGCUUGGUUGGAUAAGUUUUUUCUCUAGCCCGCUUUGUUUAAAUCAUCUUGGUGCUAUCUAAAGAUGAGGGGCAGAGUUGCAAGGUGUACCUUAAUGAAUUUUGUUUAAAUCAUCUUUGUUUUUACUUA
Messenger RNA from Cornus florida, 1487 nucleotides. RefSeq lists its product as uncharacterized. NCBI's taxonomy places the organism in Eukaryota, Viridiplantae, Streptophyta, Magnoliopsida, Cornales, Cornaceae. The transcript is spliced from 4 exons. Bases 870 to 1151 code for a protein of 93 amino acids. The record is from RefSeq and is a predicted model, not a curated record.